Messenger RNA from Manduca sexta (tobacco hornworm), 1125 nucleotides. RefSeq names its product pupal cuticle protein G1A-like. The transcript has 2 exons. Lineage: Eukaryota; Metazoa; Arthropoda; Insecta; Lepidoptera; Sphingidae. The coding region runs from base 11 to 1060 and encodes 349 amino acids. The record is from RefSeq and is a predicted model, not a curated record.
CAGCACAAACAUGUACGCCAAGUUGAUCAUCGCUCUGUGCGCCGUGGGUAUUGCCCAUGCGGGUGGUUUGUUGGGAGCUGCUCCUUUGGCCUACACCAGCCACGCCAUCGCCGCCCCUGCCGUUUCGUCUGUGUCCUCCUACUCGACGCACACCGCUCACGCCAGCCCCAUCGCUACAUACGCUGCCGCUCCCGCAGUAGCCCACUACGCCGCGCCCGCAGUAGCAUCUUAUGCUGCUCCUGCCGUAGCAUCUUAUGCUGCUCCUGCCGUAGCGUCUUACGCUGCCCCCGCUGUGGCGACCUAUGCUGCUGCCCCCGUCGUAGCCAAGACCAUAGCUCCCGCCGUGAGCUCUGUGUCAUCUUACUCCUCCCACACCGCUCACGGCGGUCCUGCGUAUGCCGCCUACUCCGCUCCAGUCGUAGCCAAGACUUAUGCUGCUCCUGCCGUCGCUGCCUACUCUGCCCCCAUUGUGGCUAAAACCUACGCUGCUCCCGCCGUGGCGACUUACGCUUCUGCCCCCGUUGUUGCCAAGACAAUCGCGCCUGCCGUGUCAUCCGUAUCGUCCUACUCCACCCACACGGCUCACGGCUCUCCCGCAUAUGCUGCAUACUCCGCUCCCGCGGUCGCCGCCUACUCUGCUGGUCCUGUGAUCGCUAAGAGCUACGCCGCUCCUGCAAUUUCUGGUUACUCAGCUGGUUCUCUCUACGCCAAGAGCUACGCUACCCCAGGCAUCUCUACAUACGCUGCCGGGCCUAUCUACGCCAAGAGCUAUGCUGCUCCAGUCAUCUCUUCCUAUGCCGCUGCCCCCGUCAUCGCUAAGAGCUAUGCUGCACCAGCCAUCACAAGCUAUGCUGCCGGCCCCAUCUUCGCCAAGAGUUACGCUGCCCCCGCCUACUCCACAUACGCCGCUGCUCCUUUGGUAGCUAAGGCAUACGCCGCCCCUGCCUACACCUCAUACGCCGCCGCCGCGCCCGUUCUGAAGUCAGCUGUGGCGUACUCUGCUGCUCCCGCUGUAUCUCAUAUUUCAUACAGCGGUCACGGUGCCGCUUACGGUUGGUAGACUGAAUAGAUGUUAUAGUUAAUAUUGUAACUAGACCAAAUGAAUAAAUGAUAUAUUUUUAUCUA